AUGGUUGCGGGUAGUCCGUUGCGCAAUGACAUCAGCCUGCUUUGUCCCAGCCUCGGAAUUGACAUUCAACAGUUUCCCGGUCCCGGGUCUGCGUGUUGGGCGGCGGCUGCAGCGGCUGCAGCCGCGGCCGCAGCCUCAACCGCAACAGUCGGUGGCGGUUGCGGUGGCAAUGGCGCCGGCAACUCUGGAGCCGUCUCCGGUGGACUCGGUGGGCCUGGAACGGCCAGCUUGGACUCGGGCGAGCGAAUGAGCGUGGGACUGGUACAGACCGGUUCAGUGGUCUGUCCACUCAAGACCCCGCCGCCUCAACAACUGCAGCCGGGCGUAGCGCAGCUGCCCACGGAGGACCCGCGAGUGGGUCCUCUUCCUGGUGGCGCCUUGAUGAUACCACCCGGCUCCGACUACGCCUCUCCCGGCUCCCCCAGUCCGCAGCAGGCCGCGUUGUCUUCGGCUCCCCCCGCUCCAGCCGCCCAGCAACACAUGCAUGAUGGCAACCUGAUGCAGCUCGGCCCAGGCCAUACGAUGCACCGGACCCCCGGGGGUGGGGGCUGUCCGCCUUGGGGUCCUUCCGACCUGCCGCAC
Protopolystoma xenopodis is the source of this 582-nucleotide messenger RNA. Lineage: Eukaryota; Metazoa; Platyhelminthes; Monogenea; Polystomatidea; Polystomatidae. The record is from the annotation of a GenBank genome assembly.